AUGUCCAACUCGCCUGCACCUCCUCCUCCUUUCGGUGCGGGUGUUCUACCCCCCGGCAUACCUCCUCCAUCAAUACCACCGCCAGGGAUGGCCGGCAUCCCACCACCGCCCUUCGGCAUGGCGAUGGAUCAGAGCGAGUCCGACGAGCCACCACCGCUUCCCGCUGACGCCAGUCAGACACUCUACAUCCAAAAUCUCAACGAAAAGGUCAAGCUUGAGACCAUGAAAGCGACUCUGCACAAUCUCUUCUCCAACUAUGGCACCGUAUUAUCCGUCGUAUCUCACACCAAUCUUCGAAUGCGUGGCCAAGCAUUUGUAUCACUCGACAACGUCCAAGCAGCAGACAAGGCUCGACGAGAGGCACACCUGUUCCCCCUGUACGGCAAAGCGAUGAAGAUCAGCUUUGCCAAGUCCAAGUCUGAUGCAGUCGUGCUGCAAAAGGUGAAGGAGGAAGGAGGCAAAGAAUCAGAACUGUUCAAGACGCACAAGGAAGAGAGGCUAGAGCACAAGAAGAUGGCUAGGAGAGGUAAUGUGUUGAGAAGGAGAGAAUUGGAGAAGAAGAUCAGGGCAAAGCGUGCCGCCGCAGGAGAAAUUGCAGAGCCAGAAAAGGCGGCUGCUAACAAGAGAGCACAACAGGAGAUGCCAGACGAGUAUUUGCCCCCCAACAAGACGCUCUUCCUGCAAAACAUCCCAGAUGGUGUCGGCAAGGGCGAAUUGGAAAGUCUCUUCUCUGCAUACUCGGGAUAUGUCGACGUACAGACCAUUCCCGGCAAGGCAGAUAUCGCUUUCGUCGAGUAUGCAGAUAUUCCAUCAAGUGUCACAGCUCGUGGUGCUCUCAACGGUUACAACUUUGGUGCUGGUGACAAACUCAAAAUCACUUUCGCAAGAGCAUAA
This is a messenger RNA of Ustilago hordei, 894 nucleotides long. RefSeq lists its product as uncharacterized. The record is from RefSeq and is a predicted model, not a curated record. Gene Ontology annotation, molecular function: U1 snRNA binding. Bases 1 to 894 code for a protein of 297 amino acids. NCBI's taxonomy places the organism in Eukaryota, Fungi, Basidiomycota, Ustilaginomycetes, Ustilaginales, Ustilaginaceae. The transcript has 3 exons. Gene Ontology annotation, cellular component: U1 snRNP. Gene Ontology annotation, biological process: mRNA splicing, via spliceosome.